UGUUUUUGCAAUUUUGUAUUCAUUCCCGGUUAGCGGCUUCUGUAGAGUGUAUUCGUUCAUUCAUUACGCGCUGGCUUGUUAGAUCGAUAGAGCGGGCGUAAUAGACGAAGAAUCGCAUAUGAUCAUCGCCAAUGCUAUCCUUAUCACGAUCGUUACCUAAAAGAGGCCAAUCGCACAAUAAUGGUCGCAGGAUUAGCACGUAUCGCUCUAAGGUCCACGCCUUUGCGUGCGGCAACAACUUCAUCCAACAAGAUGACCAUCACACGCUCAUUACAUUCUUCCAGCAUAAUGCGUGCCGAAGUGGUAGACAAAGAUCCUCAAUUGGGUGACUAUCCUCAAUUCGAGCCAAGAAGCACACAGAGUCGUCGUGAUGAUCCAAGAUAUUGGGACAGACAGGAGAAGCGAAACUUUGGCGAGACUCUUCAUGAACAAGACGAUGUUUUGGGUGUUUGGGCUCCUGAUUUGCACGAAGGUGUUAAACCUGCUUCAGCUGUUCGUCAACUCUUGUUGGCCGCAAGUUUGUUUGCCAGCUUUGGCGGUUUGGUCUACAUUAGCUUACCCGAUCGUCCAGCCGUUCCAAGAACUUAUCCUCGUGAUGGACUAGCAAACGAAUUGGGCGGAGCACAACAAGCAGCCCUUGCAGAAGGAGCAUUUGACAAACAAGAGGAAGAGGAAAGCGGUGAAGAUGAUGAGUAAAAGUGCGAUACACCAUAGCCUAUCAGUGAAUGGGCUCGGCUUCAAUAUAAUAUCUUCAAAACGAUAAUUGUGCAUGCGAUUGGUAAUUGUGCGAUUUGUAAGGCUACAGUGUAU
Messenger RNA from Meira miltonrushii, 810 nucleotides. RefSeq lists its product as uncharacterized. Gene Ontology annotation, cellular component: mitochondrion. The record is from RefSeq and is a predicted model, not a curated record. The transcript has 2 exons. Bases 181 to 696 code for a protein of 171 amino acids. NCBI's taxonomy places the organism in Eukaryota, Fungi, Basidiomycota, Exobasidiomycetes, Exobasidiales, Brachybasidiaceae.